This is a messenger RNA of Porites lobata, 21224 nucleotides long. Lineage: Eukaryota; Metazoa; Cnidaria; Anthozoa; Scleractinia; Poritidae. The record is from the annotation of a GenBank genome assembly.
AUGGAGACCAAACCAGCUGAUCUAAAGGAAUCCCAGAAAUAUGGACCCGAGAACAGUCAACGAGAAAGUCCCAGAAAAGCAGCAAUAUUGUGGAACCCUUGUCCAUGUAAAGCAAAGUGUUUUAUUCCAGCGCGUUACUUGGUUGGUGUGUUUUUAAUGUUUGGAUACGCAAAUCUCUACGCUCUACGAGUCAACCUUUGCAUGGCUCUAGCGGUCAUGGUUGGCAAUCACACAGUCUUCAGAGACAACAGCGAAAUACAGGUAAAUCUGGGUUCUUCGUUUUUUGGGAAAAUGCCCUUAAAGUUGAGAAAACCAGGGAACUAAAGACAAACUAUCCGGCGGUGCCGAAGAGAUACUACAAGCAGUCUAUCUAUUUCCUCAAUGGCUCUUAGUCCGUCUAAGGAAACGCAAGUGAGACGAAAAUGGGUCAUGCACAUUCAGACAGCGCAAGAUUGUUGGGCAAAAACUCCUAACAUUGUUGGAUGUUACAUGUUGCGUCCGUUUGCACAUCCUGUUGCACGUUGUUUGGUGUUGUUGGGAGUUGUUGCGCAAAGUUUAAAACUUUUAGCUACGUGCACGGACGCAACAAUUCCCAACAAUGCUGCUUCCGUUUGCACGGGGAUUUAUGGUUCAGUCAAUUCCAAGUGUGCCAACCUCCCCGGCAUUUGUCGAGCAUUUCAGUGCCAUUUUUUUUUUUGAAAAGCUGAAAAUGCCUUACGUUAUAGCCGGGCGGAUCGUACAAAAAACCACGGUGAGGCUUAAAAAAGUGUGCAAAUACCCCACUCCAGGAAAACACCAAAUUGCAUUUUCCAGUAAAUAAUCUGCAAAUGCCAUAUUUAUUAGGAAACGUGUAAUAAUCUGAUCAAAACGCGCGAAUUACCCUUUUGCAAAUCGCUCCUGGCCGCUAGCAUAAGGCAUAGCAUAUUUUUAGACAAUACUCGUUAAGUAUCACGCCUUAGGACACCUUCGUAAAUGUGCUGGGUCCUAAAGAAGUAGUGGGGGGAGGGGUGGGGGGUAAUCGAGAGUGCUAUGUUAUAAUUCCAAGGAUUCAAAAAGUCUGAACUAGGUUCAUUGGCAAUUCUUUUGAAUUAUCAUUUGCGCUAAGAAAACAGUAAAGAAGUAAAUAGCAUUUCAAUCAGGAGAUACGAAAAGCAUGUAGUCUCCCAUAUUUAGUACCUUUGGUGUCGCAUUUAUCAGUAGGUAAGAACUUUAUUUUUAUAGCAAGAUAAAAGAUCAGCAUUGCUGGUGGGGUCGUGCAUACAACAAUAACAAGAAAAAUAAGGAGCACUGAAAGCAAAUGUACGAUUAUAAAUUAAAAACUGUUAAAAAUUUUUGUAACCGAUUUUUCAGUUGUUAGUUGUAUCUAAAAUAGGUUGUGAAAAAGUACAAUUGAAAAUUAAAACUGUUAAAAGUAUUCGUAACCGUUAUCUCUAUUUUUAGUUGUAGUUAAGUUAGGUUCGAAAUUCAUUUUAUCACUAUCAAAUUUUACAAGACGGCGUUUAAAUUCCGUCAAGGUUUUGGCCCUUGUUUCCUUGUUCGUUAAAGUGUUCCAUGCGAUUGCUCCUCUAAAGCGUAUGGAGUUCCUGAUAAAAUUUGUUUCUGUUCUUGGAAGAAUGAUGUUCUCAUUUCUUCUGAGGCCUGAAUUCCUCUGUAGAGACAAAUCUUAAAAUUCCGUGACGGUGUAACCUUUUAAACAAUCAAUCGGCUUAGUUCAGUGAAAACCCUUUCUGCGUAACCAAAAAAGCUUGCUAUGUCUUCUUUUACUUAUCACUAGAAAACUGCGGAGUUUUCAUGGAGCACCAAGCUGCAAGGUGAGAUCGUCGUAACUUGUUUAUCCCUCUUAACUCCUCUCUGUCGUUCUGAUAUCUCUCAGGAAAAGGGCGGUUUGAUCUGUAAACAUUGUUUUAAUAUGUACAUGGGAUUUUACUUUUCUUUAUUCCUCUAGGAAUCGUGCUGAGCUCUUUCUAUUUUGGCUACAUAGUAAUGCACAUACCAGGAGGAUAUUUGGCGCGAAAAUUUGGAGGCGCCAUGGUUAUUGGGUUGUCUGUGGGUGGCACAGGCGCCUUGACCCUUUUUACCCCUCUAGCUGCCCGGAUACAUGUUGGACUUUUGAUUGCCCUGAGGGUAGCUGUAGGGCUGGCUGAGGUAAAAAGAGAGUUCUUUGUAUUUGUUAUAUUUAAUUAUAACAUGAUUGGUCUGAUUGGUCAAUUUCCCAUUAACUAUUUUGACCAUGGGUGAAAGGUGACGAUUGCUAGCCCGCGCUCAAAGCUGUACGCGUCACUUUCUAAGCGACUAUAUAGUUUUUUAACCUCUAUGUUUGCAGAGAUUUUUGUCUUGAUAUUGAGAGAAAGUUCACAAACACCGUUAACGAAAGCGUUAACGUCAUCGCCUCGUGCUACUCUUACGCUUCUUUCGUGCUUAGCAACCUUCCGCGUGCAACUAUAACUCAAAAGUACACCGCACUGAGCUGUUUACCAUUUGUUACGGUUGUAGGAUACUUGGGUUUUAUUAUUCAAGAUUAAUUAUACAGCCAACUUUAUCCUUGCGGACACUCCAAAAAUACAGACAGGAUCUAAAUCCUAGGCCAAAAAUAUAUUACAGACUUUUGACUGAAAUAAGUCCCCUCUUUUAGGACUCUCGAUAACGAAGACAAUAACUCGAUAUCUCUACAGUGUCCGGUAUAAAGGGAAUCACCCGAUGAUUGACACCUUCCUUUUCUGUUUCUCAGUUUUAGAUAAGAUAAUAUAUUGCAGGUAUACUGGCAGCAGACAGGAGCUUGUCUUAAAGUUGAAUGUGUAAUGUUUCCUAUUGAGGCCAGGGCCAAAGGCCCGAGCGUAGAGAGGUUUAAAAAUUUGUUGACAUUCGCAUCGCGCAAGGAUGGCUUAUGGAGGUUGAAUCACGAUUCGUAUUGAAACUUGCUGAUUUCGGGCGCGCGGCAAUGAACGUACUUGCCGCUUUCCCUCAGAUUCGCAAGCUUGAAUUUGCUUUUACUUGUCACUUCAUAGGUUAUUUGACCAUAAUAUGAAUUAUUUUAAACCAUUUAAGACCAAGUUCCGCGACACAAAUUCUAGUUUUUAUCGAAAGUGAAAGCAUUUGCUGUAAUGUUCACUUUCAGGGCUCUGCAUUUCCAGCCGGUCACUCCUUCUGGAGUCUAUGGGCACCUCCCUUAGAGAGAAGUAAACUCGGAGUUUUCAGUUUUGCAGGUAAUUUUUCCUAACAAAAUUGAGAAGAUUUGUUGUUUGCCAAUAUUCUUUAUGAACCUUGAAGGUAUAAGAAUAAGAAUUAGGACAAAAAGACGAAUUAUAAAACGAAAAAUAAUGCCUGCACUUACUAAAAUAUCACGAACAGUAAUAGACAGAACUCUUUUGAUGCAUAUUAACAGAGCCUUAACAAUGUGGUCAACUCUCCGUCUCUCAUGAGCACCUCUAUAAGUCUCAUUCCAUGUAAGGAAUCCAAGAAUGUCUUGGAUUCUGGAUUCCACGCCGUGGAUUCCAGAUUCCAGGUACUACAUUCCAUUCGUUGUCAGUAGAACUUGGAUUCUGGAUUCCAAUCGUCAAGGGGAAUCCGGAUUCCUUGACUCGUGUACCAAAGCCUAGGAUUUCGGAUUCCACAAGAACAAUUUUCCCUGAUUCCGGAAUCAAGAUUCCCCUUACAUGGGGCGAGACGUCCUCCCUAAAUCGGACACCAACAGCUAUUCUCUGCUGCUUUUUAAUUCGGUCAUUUUCUGAGACUCCCUAUCAACAACUGGGACACAUUUUCACUAAUAGUAACACUCCCUGAAGUAUCUGUCCUAGAGAGAGGGAGAGAGAGAGGGAGGGAGCCAGAGGAUUGGGCACUUUUGCAACGUAAAAAGGGAACUUUUGUAACACACCUCGGGCACUUUAGUAACGAAGAAGGGAACUUUUGUAACGGUAGGGAACUAUUGUAACUCUGAUAGGGCACUUUCGUAACAGGCAGUAGGGCACUUUCGUAACAAAUCGGGCACUUUCGUAACAGAUCAGGCACUUUUGUAACAAAAUGAGGAACUUUGGUAACACCCAUUUCUAUUCAUUCAAAUCAUCUUUUUUUCGUCAUUCCCUCACUAUGUGCCAAGAAUAAAGUAAAUAUUAUCACCUGGAUAUACAAUAAGAAUGUAUUAUGAUUUUUGCAAACUGAAAAUGAAAACAUGCCGUUGCAUGCGUUCACUUUGAAAUCAAAAUUGCCAAAUGGCUAAAAAAAAAAGAAUUAGACGUGUGACUGUGUGCCUGUGUUUUUUUUUCUUUUGCUGAGUUUAGCUUAGCAAGCUAAAAUGCUAAUAUUGCGCUCUCGGUUCGUGCACUUUAAAAAAAUGGGCAUAAUGAUAGAUACUGAUUUAUCGUGACGUGAUUGAUUUAUUUUACCUGUGUAAAAUGAAGUUCAAGCUAGUAAUCACAAGUAGAAUAUGUUACAUGUAACAGGAAGGGGCAAUAUGAGGCGCGCCGAACAUAGCCGUACAUGGCCGUACAUGGCCGUUCAUGGCCGUACGUAGCCGCGUUCAUAGCCGUGCAUAUCCAUACAUAGACGUACAUAACCGUGCAUAGUCGUGCAUGGCCGUGCAUAGCUGUAAAUUGUUGUAUAUAGUCGUGCAUAGCCCUAUAUAGCCUUUGCGUGGCCGUACAUAGCCGUACAUGGCCGUGCAUGACCGUACAUGGCUGACGUAGCCGUGCAUAGCCGUACAUAGCCGUGCAUAGCCGUGCAUGGCCGUACAUAUCCGAACAUCUUGAUGUUUUUAUAAUCUAAAAAGGCUGGUUUUCUAUUUAGAGCGAUACGAAACACCUUUUCUUAGCCUAUUUCGCCUUAAGAAAGACGAAGAAAUUUCAAAACUUUGACCAAAACGAUGGACUAACCCCUUUGGAAAACCGUCAAUUUUUCAACUUUUUUAAAGGGAUGUUUCUAUAGUCUAAAAAGACUGGUUUUCUAUCUAGAACAAUACGAAACACUUUUUCUUAGCAUAUUUGGCCUAAAAAGAAAAGAAGAAGAAAUUCAUAAUUUUUACCAAAACCAUGGACUAAUCUCUUUGGGAAAAUGUCAAUUUUUCGACUUUUUUCAAUUGAUGUUUUUAUAGUCUAAAAAGGCUGGCUUUCUAUAUAGCCUUAUGUAGCCUUACAUUGAUACAUUCUUCUGGCAAUAUGUUUGAGUCGCCUUUGAAAUGUCCGCCGGUGCGCCGUCCUACGAAAGUUAAUAGCCUUUCUUACGACAUGCAAGUUAAAUAAAAGUUGUCAUUUUAAAAUUAAGUUCAAGCUAGUACGAGUAGAAUAUCGUACAUGGAACUGUAUGGGGCGCGCCGCCGGCCAGUUCAAAAAAGAAGUUACUUUAAAAACUAGGAUCAGGGGUAGAAUAUGUUACAUGGAACUGUAUGGGGCGCAACGCCGGCCCGUUCGAAAAAAAAGUUAGCUCUAACUUCUCCCUUCUUACUCCAGAGUAGUCGGUUUUUUACCUUUCUUUCACUAACAAUGUGAAAAUUCCGGCAUCCUUCUUCUUUCCGCCCACCAAACCUGGGUAUACAGUAAAUAUAUCGCCAUUUUUGCGGAAUUUGAAACAUGGGUUGGGUUCACUUGGAAAACGAAAUUCCCAAAUGGCUGAUAAUUAUUUACUGACCUUAGUGUGGCGACUACUGUCUUUAUAUAAUAAACAAUGACUUGACUUAGAGCGCGCGAAGCUUGAAAAGCUUAUAUUGUGAUGUCGUUCUGUACACUUGAAAAUAGGCUGAUGAUAGAUUUGGGCGAAUUCAUCGUAAUGUCAUUGUUUAAUUUCACCUGUGUAACAACAAAGGCUAAUAAAAGUUCAAGGCUUCACAUGAGCAUUUCCCAUUAAUAGGAUCAGACUAGAUUAAGUGUAACAAUAACAAAGACUAAUAUAAGUCUACAAAAAACCCAAAUUCAAGACUUCUCCUAAAUUAACAUUCUCCUUUACACUCUUUUUUAUCCUAUAAGAAUAUGUUUUAGGAGAGAUGUUCAUUUGAUGUGUUCAUUUCCACUGAAUUAUGGACAAUCAUACUGUCAAUUAACUUUAGACGUUUUUUGAAUUUUUGUAAAGACGUCUUUCAUAUUUUACUCGAUUAAGUACAGUGUCUAAGGAGGCUUUCUUUAAGAUACUUCUACCCCAACUUUCCUUUUGAAGAAGCUCCUUAAUUCUGGUUUUACAUAUUGGGGCAUUUUUCUCAAUCAUGUCACGAAAAACUUCCUGUAUGUUUUCCUUGUCAGAAGAGGAAAACAUAUUCUUUACGCUGCUUGUUACUGUUGGUGGAAUUAUGUCACUGUUUGCGUCCUCUUCCAGUGAUCUCUGGACACGUUGUUGUAACGUUUCCUGCUCCGAAGGGGGACUCACAAUUUCAGUAGAAGAUUGUAUACAGUAAGCUGAUAUUUUGUCAUAAGUGAAUGUUUUGAAUUGGAAGGUAAAGUUGCUCUGACUAAAAUAUUCUAUAUCAAACCCUUCACUGAUCUUUUUUUGUAUUUUUUUUUUCCUGUUUACAAUCUGAUCAAUUAUUUACCUUAAGUGGCUUCAUCCUCUUGUUAUACCAGGUGAUGGACAUAGGUAUAAGCUUAUGCUGAUUACUAUGCAGUAAGUUAUUUGGUCUAAAAUGAAUUAAGAAGUAAAAAUUAAACAACAUUCUUUCUUACUCAGCACUAUUUCAAGCAGUUAAAUUGCUGCAGCAUUUAAAGUCUUUCAGUAGGAAUGAUUUUGUCUUGACACAUGCCCUGAAACAUGCUUUCUUUUAAAUCUCUCCCGUUGUAUGCGUACAUGUAAAGCAUGUCUUUAAUACAAUAAUAUGCUCACAGGCGUUGAUGCCAUUUUGUGAUGUGCAGAUAUCGUCUUUACAUUUUAUGGGAGUGAAAAACAAAUUAAACCAAACUUACCUUAAAAAAUCGUCACUGGACGUACUUUAAAUUUAUUACGGAACUAAUCAGACUGUAAGAUCGGCGAUGCAAAAAGCACGUGUUGAUCGACGAAGCUGUGCGAAUUGGUAGACACCGCUGUCUGACUGUGAGCACACUGCAUAGCCUACAUUGCUGUAUGUAUCCCAUGAUCCAUUUUCACACUAGGCAAAUCAGUUCUACACAGGUCAGUUUGAGGAGUGAAUAACUUUAAUUCAUAAUCAAGGCGGCGGAGAUUUAUUUUCGCUACCGUCUAUUUGAUUUUCCACUCGCAGUGCUUUCUACUCUGAUCCCAAUAAAAAGUGAUGUGAUAGUGAUGAUGAUGAUGAUGUGAUGUUCCGCGCAUUUGGUUGUUAUUUUUAUACUUUACAACAGCAAAAAUCCAAGGGGCGUGCGAUGUUGCAUAUGCAUCUACCAUAUUUGUACUCGUAAUCUUUACCAACGGGUGUUCUCGUUGUAAAGUUUUAUUAGCCUUUGUUGUUGUUACACAGCUGAAAUUAAACAUUGUAAUGAAUUCGAAUCUACCAUUUUGCCUAUUUUAGUGUCAGCAGCCGCGUGCCAAUGUGGAGAGAAGAAAAUAAGUGUUGUCCUCUCUAGAAAUUUUAGUUGAUCAUUGAAAUGGUACUUGUUUUUACCAAAAGAAAACCUAUAAAAAAGUGACUCACCCUUACCUGACGUACAGAGUACUGAUAAACCCUCAUGCUCAAUUUUCUUCACUGUGCGUGAUCCGUUACUGCCGUCGCUUUUUGUUGGAAAAGGCAAAUAUGAGUGGUAAAAUUUAGCUCUGCGAUCGACUAAGCCGUGUCGCAUACUCAAUAAUAUUUCAUCAUAAGUAAGAAGUCUAAAGGCUUAUUCACUGCAACUAUCGUUUAGUCAUACCUUCCAUUAAGAAUUGGUUAGCAUUUUGGAACCAACCCCCUUCUUGUCUAAAGCGAAGCCGAUCUGGAAAUUCGUCUGUUCUCACCUACAUUAAAUUUCAUUUUGAAAAUUUCUCUACAAAGCAGAGUUAAGAAAAACAAAGAGAUUUUUGGUAAGUGAGACCAUCUGCGAGAUGAACGGAAUAGGCCAUGAUGAACAUUGUCAACGACGAUGAAGACUUACGGGAAUGCUGUGUACUACUUUGUCUUGAUUAUCGCUGUGCCCUCAAUGCCGUGUUCUGCGUUGAAAUAAAAGAACUCGUUGUCCACCGUUGUCCCGUUUGAUAGAUUCAUGCGGCUUAAAGUAGAAGCUCAAAUGGUUCUGGAGCCUAGCCUUAAUGAUCCUUAACCUGUAGUCUAUUUGACUACGCAAUAAAGGCGGGGCCUUUAGAGAAGCGCUGAAAUUGAAUAACUUUCCAUUAUGCAUGUUUGACACCAGUGACCACACAUGAUUUUUUUCUUGAUUAAAAUUAUUUCCAUCAUGCUUAACAACUUCAUAAUUCAUCGAUGGAAAGGAAUCACGCAUUUACUUGUAAUUGCGCAAACAAUAUACCCGUAUACCCAAUAGCGCAAAAUGCGUAAAAGGGGUUAGAACACCUUUCCACUGGCCCAGCGCCUUACUUUUUAAAGGAAGGACCUGUAUUUUCGCCCACUUACUUCUACUUUAGUGGUGUUUAGAUUGAUUGCUUUUUUUGAUUUUUAUCUCUUACAAAUUACGGUAAAAUUGCUUGCUGGAACUUCUAGCAAAAAGGGAACUUUCGUAACGGGGCCACUUUCGAGAUAUCAGUAACUUUAAAAAAAUCACCAAAAAAUAAGGAAACGACCAUUUCACUUUGUGUUUCGCUUAUUAGAUUAACAAUAGACUUAACUAAACUUCCACCACAAUUUUGCGGAUGCUGAUUGGUUCAAAAGGUCACACUGACGUUUUGAAACUUUCCAUUUCAAAAAUGGGCUUUUUCCGAAUCGUGAUUCCUUUCAUGGACAUGAAAAGUCAAACAUGUUCACGGCGUUUUUUUCCCGGCCUCGAUAUCUCCAGUUUAAAGUGUUGUGGCCAGCGAGGGAAUCGUAUGGAGUAUAAAUGGUAAAGUAAUAGCUACAAUUAAAUGCAAAAAAGGUGUGAAAAGCAUUUUAAAAAGCACCUACCACGAUGUAGGGCCCUUUUGUAACCUUUUUGUGACAUCUUUGCAGCUUUUUCUCUUCUGUUUUAACGCUCGAAUUUGUCUUUUUACAUGCGUAUGUUACUUUAAGUGAACUGUGUAUAGUUUAAGUUUCACGAGUUACCACUUUAAAUUGACGAUGCUAUCAUCAAAAGGGAAAGAAGUAACAAAAGUGCCCUACUUUUCCUCUAGAGAGAGGGAGAGAGAGAGAGAGAGAGAGAAGACUGUGCUAACUUUUUUAGGUAAGUCUGAAAAAAAAAGUAAGACAUUUUGCGUGUGCAAAACUAUCAAGUACGCUUUUUAAGUUUUGUAUUAAUGACCAACAAUUCCUUGUAUAUUUUGCUUAUAUAGGAGCAACAUUAGGAACGAUCGUCUCCAUGUUUUGUUCAGGAUAUCUUGCAUUUCAUUAUGGAUGGCGGUCAAUAUUUUAUGUGUUUGGUACGUAUAAACGUAACUUACAGGGGCCUGCAGUCACUUUGAGGCCGCCUGGAAACCAUUUUACUUAUGUUGCUGCUUUGCAUCAAUAUUAUUACAAACAUCCCAUGAAUAAUCCUGGCUCUGCAAACUAACAAUGCGAAGCAUUUUUGGUGCUACCAAAAGUAGUGGGGACAAUGCCAAAACUCAGGUUAAAUAAGAUGUACUCUGGACUCGUGUGUUUUGAACAACCCACGCAGACAGUGGACAACAAGGAAAAAGCCCUGGGAACGAGGUUGAGACAGAGGGCUCAGGGUUUAAGCUCAGGGUCAAUUUAGGGUAAGCUUUACGGGCUCCUGACGGCCCUUUUCUUUUUUCUGGUAUCAGGUACCAGUGGUGUUAUAUGGUCCCUGAUUUGGCUUUCAGUGGUAGGAAAUUCACCUUCCCAGCAAAGGUGGAUUGCUUCAGAAGAAGUAGAAUAUAUUGAACUGAGCUUAGCAGCGGACAUUCAAGAUAAGGUAUGAUUGACUUAGAAAAGAAACAUCGACAGUUUUAAGACCCAGAGUUUUAAAUAUGGUUAUUACAAUACUCCAAGAAACUAAUGAUACUACGAUCUUGGAUAGAACUGAUGAGCUUUUCACAUGCAGAUUACUGCCCCUCCCGAAUCAAUAUAGUUUCCGCGUCUCAUAACGGUUACUUUCGCCACGGUAUCAGAAUCAUUUCUUGCUUGCGUAAAAUUGUUUAAGUUAGUGCAUUACUGAAACCAUUUGCAUCCAAAGCGUGUCAUUUUCUCAAGAAUUUUUAUGCAAGGGUUGAUUGAAAUAACUGCAAAUAAAUUCGGAUUGAUAGGAAACAAGGUACUACGAGAAAGGAUGAAUAUAUUUUAAAGAAAACUUAUUAGUCACCAAUGAUCUUUUGUUGAGUAAGUUACACGUACAGAGAAGCAUUUUAGUGGUUCCUCAAAACCUAUCAUGCAACCUAGUCCCCAAGUCUCUCUCAUUUUCUAAUAUAAAAAGCAUUGGGGACGUAGUUACCUAGUUACACGAUUUUAAGGGAACUGUUUUCUUUUUGACUGUUGUAUGUUUAACCUUUGUUUAUGAACAUCCUCAGCGUACUUCUAUUCCAUGGAAAGCAAUCUUCAGCUCACUUCCUUUGUGGGCCAUAGUGGUGGCUCAUUUCACACAAGGAUGGGGACUAUAUACCAUGUUAUCAGAGCUGCCCAUGUUUUACACGCAACGCUUAAAUUUGGAUCUCAAUGAGGUAUGUUGCUUUGAGUAUCCCUUCAGAAAUUUUGGGAUCUGGGGUUAAUUUGUCUAUUUGUUUGUUUUAACGGGAGCGAGAUUCGGAAAUGGAACCAUGGUCGAGACAAGGGGGAUAGUCCAUCCUGUAAGCGGUGCCACUUUUGGUUACGUCACUUUCGCUGACGUUGCCUCCCACGACGACGACGUUCUUUUGGGUCAUCCCCGUGGCGAAGCUUUUAGAAGGUAUUCGUGGGAGUCUAAUCUGGACCCUCUUUAAGAACCUUUGGUGAAAGGUUAAUUCAGGAUCGGAUUUGCCUAUAAAACCGUUGAAGUGACGUGAUUGAACCGAUUAGUUAUUUAUCUUUAUAACUGUAUUUCUCUCUUCAGACGUCGCUUGCAUCGUCUAUACCUUACGUCGUUACGUUCUUUGUAAUGAUAAGCGGAUCACAGCUGGCGGACUAUUUACGCAAACAUUAUCUCAGUACAGGAGCUGUGAGGAAAAUGUUCAACACAAUAGGUAAUCCUGUCAUGUUUUCCUUAUUUAUCAAUGGUAUAUAUUAAACACUUGAUGACGGGUCCCUCGGGAAACAGUUAAUUUUGUUUCCCUCGAAUCUCAAUGUUUAGCCUCGGGAAACACUGAGAUUCUCUGGAAACAAAAUUAACUGUUUCCUGAGGGACCAGUCUUAAAGUGAUUUGUUAUACAGCUAGAAAUUUUGAAGCUGAAAAAUUCAUUAAACCUCGCUGUAAAAGCGGUCGUGAACAUUCGAGGGUAAUAGUGCACCGUUAUCCUCUGACGUCAUAGAUUUUGCAAUGCUGCCCGCUCAGAGAUUUUGGCGUGAAUCAGUUUGAUUGUUUGAUGUCAUGUGACCUCGAAGUAACCAAUGAGAACGCGUUGUUGGGAAAAAAUUUCCAGCUAUAUAACAAUAAACCAUAGUUAUAAAAUUGCAGAAUACCCUGCCCAAUAACUCUCUAACCUAAAAAACUGCUCGCGCAAUACCGCAUUCGUAGACCGCGGGAGGACUAGUUGUAUACCCCCUUAUACAUUGUGUAUUCACUUUUCAGCAGCUGCGGAAGCGCGGAACUGCAGGAGCAUUCCUACUUAUAUUUACUCAGAUUGAAGUAAUCUUUAUAAUAGAACACGACUGCGGGAUUACAGGGGCAGUUUGUCAAGUAAGAAAUUUAGGGGGCCGGGUAUUCUGCAAUCACUCCCAUCAUUGAAAUCGGAAAUCAACAUCAAAUCGGACAUGAAAAUCAAAUUAACAAUUUGACUUGACAAUCGGAGAUCAAACGUCAAAAUCGGACAUCAGACAUAAAAAUAGAUAUAAAAUCGGGCAUAAAAUCAGACAUCAAAUCGGGCAUCAAAUAGGACAAAAAAAUCAGACAAAAAAUCGGACAAAAAAGCAAACCAAAAUCGGACAAAAAGGUCGGACAAAAAAAUCGGACAAAAAAUCGGACAAAAAAGUCGGACAAAAAGGUCGGACAAAAAAGUCGGACAAAAAAAUCGGACAAAAAAGUCGGACAAAAAAGUCGGACAAAAAAGUCGGACAAAAUUUAGGAAAAAAAGGCGAAGAAAACGUCGGACAAAAAGGUCGGACAAAAAAAUCGGACAAAAAAAGUAGGACGAAAAAAUCGGAACAAAGUCGGGCAAAAAAAUCCGACAGAAAAAUUGGAAAAAAAAUUGGACAAAAAAGCGGACAAGAAAUCGGACAAAAAAUUGAACAAAUAAUCGGACAAGAAAACGAAGAAGAAAUUGGACAAAAAGAUCGGACAAAAAUUCAGACACAAAAUGAGACACAAAAUUGGACAAAAAGGUCGGACAAAAAAUCGGACAAAAAUUUUGACGAGAAAUAUAAGAAAAUAAAAAUCGGACAAAAAAUUGGAAAAAAUUGGACAAAAAAUUGGACAAGAAAUCGGACAAAAAAUCGAAGAAAAAAUCAGACAAGAAAUCGAAGAAGAAAUUGGACAUAUAAUGGGACAAGAAAUCAGGAAAAAACAUCGGACAUAAAAUCGGACAAGAAAUCGGAUUACGAUAUCGGAAAAUAAAUCGGGAAAAAACAUCGGACAUGAAAUCGGAAAAGAAAUCUGACUAGAAUAUCGGUCUCCUGACUUGCACCCAUGAUAACAUAAAAACUGGAACAAAAUUAAUCUUUUAAAGAAGAACAACAAACAAUUAGUAUUUGCUAUAGGGUAACAAGUUGCAUUAUCAACCUUUUUUAAAAUCGUUUCCUGUUUUUCAAACUAUACACUCGUAAAGUUUCUAGAUGUAAUACGGGAAAUAUGUUUGUCAUUUACUUCUUUGUGGAGGUUGAGGUGUUUUAAAAUAAAUAGAAAAAGCAUAACUUACAAAAACUAGCAUUAUUAUUGGCAUAAUUUUAGAAAUAUACGAGCACUGCUAGUAGCAUAUUCAGUGCUACUUUUGCGAGCACGGUCUAUCAAAGCCUUGUCUGACAAUUUUCAUAACCAUUCCGCUCUUUUAACUUUAACUAUGAAUAAAAUUGUAAUGAUACAUUUGACAAGUACACAAAUGGUUGUGCGCAUGCGUAAGGUACUGGCCAUACCGCGGAGUAAACCGAGGAGUUGGUACGUGUGCUUCAGUGCUGAUAAUUGGCACUGUUAUAGCGCAAAAGCGCUUGCUCUCAUUGGUUAAUUCGAAGUCACUUGACAUCUAACAAUGAAACUGUUUCCCGCCAAAAUCUCUAAGCUGGCAACCCUGCAAAAUCUAUAAAUCUAUAACGUCAAAUAAACGGGUAACAGUGCACUGUUAGCCGCCGUUGCAGAGAGGUUUAAUGAGUUUCCAGCUGUAUAACAAAUCACCACCUCGGGAGAAAUUGGGAUUCUCGGGAAACAAAAUUAACUGUUUCCCAAUCAGGUUUCCCAAUCAGGUUUCCCUUAGGGCCAGUCAUUUUGUGUUAAAUCAUACUCUUCUCAUAGUCUGUCCUUAUCUUUUGUUAGGUUUUCUCUCGCCAGCUGUCUGUCUCCUUGUAGCAAGUUCCACAAACAAUUCAAGCGUCGUUGUGGCUUCAAUCACUCUAGGGGUGGGGCUCAACGGAUUGUGCCUGAGUGGAUUCGCUGUUAAUCAUCUCGACAUCGCACCACCCUUUGCCAGUAUACUCCUUGGAAUAACCGAUGUUGGUGCAACAUUGGCAGGAAUUAUAACACCAACCCUGACGGGAUUCAUAGUCAGACAUCACGUAAGUUUUAUUUCUGAAAUUGUUUAUUUUACAGUUACGGGUGCAAAGAGGUUAAAGUUGACCUUGUUUUGGUAACAACCCUAAUUCCUCCUUUAUUAUGUAAAUCAUGUUGUUCUUAUGCUAACUAGUAUUUUUUAGCAUGAUGUUCAUAAGAAUAGGAAAGAGGUUGGUACCAAAUCAAGGUCAAUCUCAGCCUCACUUUCACUCAGAGGCGAGGGUACUAAGCUCAUAACUGUAAAAUGGUGGUCGUCACUUGAUUCCAUCCACCAAACUGACAUCCUCCUCUCACAAGACAUUUCACUUUUCUUAUAUGAAAUUUCUUGAUGAAAUGUUCAUAAAAGUCAAAGUGUCUUCAAUUUUUAAGGAAAAAAACAAUUCAGGAUAGAGUGAGUAGGAUUCGACCUCGGAGCAUCCGAUCUGGAUUUCAUCAGUCUAACCCCUACACCACCGAGGAUUUGGUGUCAAAUGCCAGUUUGAUUUAAAUAUAUAAACCUAACCCUAACUCUAACCUUAACCCUAACCCUAACCCUAAUCUUAACCCUAACCCUAACCCUAACCCUACUUUGUGUACGAAUCAUUAAUGUGUCAACGUCAGUUUGGCGGAUGGAAUUAAGUGUAGACCUAAAAUGGUCCAUUACUAUUCUAUGACACUCAACAACCGCCCCCCACCCCCCUCAGCCUGUUUGUCAAUGCCAAGCACAAACUAAGCAUUUCAUCUCCAGAAAAUCAACAACAACACAUAGGGAAUCCACACUCUUUUUGUAAACUGCAAAUAGGAAAACAUGAAAGGUAAAAACUUACCUGUUCUGUUCUCGAAUCUGCUGCGGAGCAAUGUGAGAUGGAAGAUAUUCUACGACGCAAAAACGAUGUUCGAGCGCGUAUCGGCGCUUUGACCCAGCAUAUUUCACAAUGCUUUAUUUUAUGCGGUGUGUCUCGCGUUUCACGGUUGGUUACUAAUUUAUUAACAAAUUGAAUUAGCGGUAACUGUGAAUAGUGACAAGGGUCGAAACUCCACAGCUGCUCUCGUACAAUCAGUGCCUGGACCGGUUUACUAGGCAAUGCCGCGCGAGGUAACAUUCCGCGAUGACGAUUUCAGUUCAAACAAAUACAACAGGAAAAUAUCUGGGUAUAUAUGCAAUCGAACUUGAAACAAUCUCAGAAAUCAGCAGAAAAGGUCAAGAAACUAUCAGACGUCAAACGCGAGGAUAACUUCCGGUCCAGUCAGUGGUGGUAUUCAUAGAUCCAAAAAUAAGUAGUCAAUUUCUGAUCAUUUUAAAAACGAAUAUUUUUAUUUUAAAUAGGAAAAAAGUGGCCCACCGUACAUUUUAUCGGCUUCAACCAUUGUUGGUGUGAGUUUUGUGAAAAAAUCGCACCUUAUACUUGAGUGGAGCCUGGAGCCCCGUUUGCGAUUGGUUGAAUAUAUCGCGGGGUAAUAGGCCAUUUCCGAGCUGUCUCAAGCCUCAGUUACAGAGCAAGGCUAAGUGCAAACAUCUUGCAAAAAGCCAUUGAAGUAAAAAUUAUUUUUUAUCCUCCUGCAAUAAACAAAGGUUUUCCUCGUUUUGAAAGUGAGAGUUUUGCCAAAAUUUAAAUGUGUUCAAACGAAGGGCAGAAGAGGUGAUUAAAAUGUUAAAUUUAACAGGGGAAACUACCCUUCACGCAAAGUAACGACAAAAAUUUUCUAUGGCAUUAGUUAUAACCCAUCUUUUAAUUUGUUUGGCCGGUUUUUUUUCCUUAAGCAAAUCCUUUGCACACACCUUCCCCGAGGGGGAAGGGGGGGGGGGGGAAUAAGGGCUAUCGCGUGGAAAAAUUUGGUCCAAACUCUGAUUCAAAUAUUAGAAAUAUGAUGUUUUGCGUCAUUUUUUUAUUCCAACAGACGGACUUAGAGUGGAAGAUAGUUUUCAUAAUCAAUGGAGUAAUUUAUCUACUAGGAGCUAUAUUUUACACAGUGUUCAGCUCGGGGGAAAAGCAGUCGUGGUCCUCAGAUAGAAAAUAUAGCAAUCUGAGUCAACAUGAUUCAGACUGUGAAUGAAUUGAUACUGGAAUAAUAUGUAUAAUAUGUAUAAUAUUAAUUUAUUUAUUAUUUAACGGUUUAUUUAUUAAUAUCUUUAUUGAUUUUACUGCUUUUGUGAUUAUUAAUUAAACUGCCAAAAGACAGCGCAGAGAUCAUAAGAGUUGGAUAUAAAAUUGAGGGUCGUGAAGGGGGGUACCAAAUCCCAGUUCCCAAGCCUAAAUUUGGCCCAAAUCCCAGUUCCCAGGCUAAUUUUUGCCAAAAUCCCAGUUACCAAAUUUUCGGUGUGUAUAACGGCGUUAUUUGCAUUGACGUACUUGAUUUCUAGUACCAUUUUGCGAGAAACGUUUUCCGAAGCCAUUUUUAUCUUCCCUUCGCAAUAUCUUCCCGCCAUAUGCAAACUUGCAGAACUUGUCCGCUGACCAGGAAAACUGACAGAACGUAACUAUGCAACUGUGUAAGCCUGGUAGCUAGACCGCGGGCGCGAAGGCGAAAAAUACUGAUUUCACGGUCUCUAUUGAGGAGUGCAAGGUCUAUUGCUACGAAAUUUUAUUUUUCUAUUUCAAAAUAUGGGAGCAAAGACCGCUGAAGAAAAGAAAUCCCAUUCCCAUUUUAUAAUUGUUCAUCCCAUUCCCAGUGGCUAAAUCCCAGUCCCAGUGAGUAAAUCCCAUUUUCCCAGUCCACAAUAAGGCUAAUACCAGUUCCCAUUUUACCCCUUCACGACCCUCAAAAUUGUACACGACGGAAGGAGGCAGGAAAAAAUACUAACAUACGGAGUGGUUUAAGCGUGACUUCAAAGGUAUGCCGGAGGGGGAAUUUGUUGCUGGAAUAAAGCUUAAAAAUCUUAGGAUACAAGCCAAGGAAACGAAAACGCGUUGUAAUUUGUAAACACCUUUUCUUUGCCAGUCAGCCUGAAAGUCCUGCCAGUACGCCGCAGGGCAAGCGAAAAAUUUCCCGCCAAAAGUUAACGCAUGCGUAAUAUCCGUUCGCGUCUUAUGUAAGUUUAGGGACGGACCAUUAGAAAAGUUAUGGGGGUGGAAGGGGGGGAAUUUUCGAGCCGCAGGAAUUUUUGUCGUUAUCAAAUUCCUUGUAUGAAUUUUUUUUAGGACAUAGAAUAAAUAUUUUUUAGGGUUAAUUGGCGUGCAUGAAUUUUUUUCUUUUAAUUUUCCCUUGUGCGAAUAUUUUUUGUACUUUGCCCGCCUCUCCCCCCCCCAUAGGUUUUCUAAUGUUCCGUCCCCUAUACGAAGUUUUUCUCGUCUUUAAUAGCUAAGACGCGUCUUAUGUAAGAACAGGUGUUAAGGGCUGUUCUAAAAUAAGACUCUUCUUCGCUAAGUCGCGCCUUAUUUUAGACGAAAUGUGACGUUUAUACGCAAAGUUCGCGUCUUAUUUUCCUCGUAUAAAUAACAAUUAUUCACCGAAGUGGAGGUGGCUAGUGGUGAAUAUUAGGGACCUUACGAUCCGACAACGGCGACGUCCAUGAAAACGUCGCUGAAAAAUAGACUUUAGAUUCUUUCACUUUUUUCGUGAUUAUUCUAAGGGGCCCAGCUACUUAAAAGAAGGGAUUUGGGGUUGGAGCUGAAGAGAAGUGCCCGCGCCCGAGUUCAGGCAGAAAUGGUAGAAUUUACCGCCUUGCCGUUCCCGUUCCCAAGUAAACUUAAAAUUUGGUCAUUUCAUGUCGUAGUUAUAUAGGAACUGCGAAGAAAUGUACAAAAAAGCGUGAUGCACGUGCAGAGUUGUUGUUUUGCUCAUUAAACCUAUUGCUUUUUUGACGUUCCCGUUUCCGUCGACGUCCGGCGUGGUUUCGUAAGGUCCCUAUUUACCGAGGCCGCGAAGCGGCGAGGUAAAUACCACCACUAGCCACCGACACUGAGGUGAAUAAUUGUUUAAGCAUAUACUAAGACAGUGAGAUGAUUGCGCAAAAAAUUAUGAUUUUUAACUCAUUUACUGUUGCCAACGAUUGCAAGUUUGGCGCGCAAUGACCGGACGGCCGCGGUCGUCACUUUUUCUUCAAUGCCGACAAAUAAAACUUGGCAUUUGUUUAGCUCUUGCGGGGAAAUUUCUUCAAAAGGAGUUGUGAAUUCUUUUUGCAUUUAAAAUCAUUCUAUAAAAAAGAUUAUUAAAUUUAGUUUUAAGCUUAUUUAUGAACAAGUCAACUAAACAAAGUAACGCAAGACUUCGUCUUAAUUUGCAUUUGUAAACAAAAAACCUUUUUCACCGGUUUUAUCGAUAUUUGAAGUCAAAAAGACAAAGCUUUACCUGUUAAAACUUCCAAACCGAACUUCGUCACCUUCUUCGUGUAUUUCGGGAACAGCUCACUUGAUUAGUUAUGAAAUUUCUUCCUUUGUUACGGCAGCAAACCGGGAAGGCAUUUUGAUCGCAACUUACGCGAGUUUGGCGUCGCUCGGAGGAACUGGAGGUGAAUCAGUGAAUAGUGCAGGAUAUUCACUGAUUGAGUAGCCAACCAGAGCGUGCGAAAAACACUAUUAGAUCUAGAAAUACUCAUCAGACAUUAAUGACGUUUCUACAAUCAAAAGUUGAAUUUCACCAUGAUGACUCACGAUAAAUUUUUUGGGUUUACGGUCUCUGUCUCCAUCUUAAACGUAUCUUUCGGUGUCGUAAAGGCUUCGUUACUUUUACCGGAAUUUCGCUCAGGAGACACAUGCGAAAAGGAAAGAAAUUACAACCGACAAAACUUUCUCGCUCGAAAACUAGUUGGUGUUUGCACACCCAUGUAAAUAAUUAAAUGGAAUAACGAGAGUAAAAAACCUGCAAUAAAUAACAUGGUGUAAUGCAUAAAAUAGUCAAAACAAGCGUUGUAAGUGGUCGUUUACAAUGAUUUUUUGCAUGGAAUAUAUCAGCGCUAGUCAAUUUAUUAAUUUCUAAAAUAAUUUUUGCCCGAAAUAAUAAUAACAACCAAAACAACAUGAAAUUACUUAUUUAUGAUCAGUUCAUGAAAAAAAAAUCUCGUCGGCUAAGACUUGAGAAAUGUAAUUUUCGGGGGAAAAGGGCAGGAAACAACUGAAGGAAGUACAGACAAAAAUGAAUGAAAAUUUAUCAAGAAAUUUGCAAGAACACGUUUUUUCUUUCUUUUUUUCUACGCUGUGAUCAGAAACAGUUCAAACAUUUUUUGAGGAUGUCCUUCAAGGUUACGUACUGCUAUCGGUUUUGCGUUACGUUGACGAAGUCGCUUUAAAGAAAUAAAUAGCAAGAAUAAAUCAAGUCAGUCUAUAACAUAUGAUACAGGCUAAAUAUCGAGGCUCGUUUGCGAUUUUAUCCUUCGGCUUGGUAACACAUGAUAUUUGAAAUAUAGGAAAAUAAUUUUUGAACAAAGGAUAAAAGUCAGUGGACCACAACAUAAAGUCGACUUUAUACUUUGUGAUCACGACAAAUGUCGAUGACCGGGUGGUGCUGAUAAAAUGUAUUUAAAAUUUUUACAUUUUCAAACUAUUCAAAAAUAAACGAAGGAGUUAAAAUUCAGUCCAGUCCGGUUGAUAUAUUCUGGCCAUUUUUUUCUUAAUUAUGGAACAUUUGAGUGUUUCGUUUCCGUACUAGAAAUAAGUCAGAUGACCUACCAAAGCGUUGCUUUUUUGGUUUCACGUGAGCAAGCAGUAAAACUUCACGCGCCCUUUUAUAACCUCUCAUUAACCAGAACCAAUGAAUUUUCAGCCAUUUAAUAUCACCUACCGAAUUAUGUACUUUGUUUUGCAUUACUCAUGAUCAACAACCUAUCACACGCGGCCAAUUUGUUUUGUGGCCAGGAGAAAACGCGAUAUUAUAAGCUUCUGGCUUCACCAAAGUUUCUUUCUUUAUCGCCAUUAACUGCCGUUUAAAAUUAAUGCAGAAGUCAGUAAAAUCGCCGUCUUCCGCCACUAUAUUAGACUGAAGGGGCUAGCCUGAAAAUCACCCAACAAGAGCAGCAGUCUUGUUUAACCUCAAGCGUUUACAAUGCCUCUCACAGCACAUGCUUUGAUCUACCGGCUUGGGUGUACUGUAACUUUUUUCGUAUUUUGUCUUUUAAUUCCGGUAUUGCUCAUUGUGGUAGCCAUUUUGAAGUCGGCGAGAUUCGUCGUCAAGCGUUACACAUCGUACUCUCGAAGUUGCGUUCCUUUGUGUGAAGAUGACGCAGUAUGGCAGCAAGAUCGUCCAACAAAUCGCCACAUAAUUCACGCCUUGAUGGUUUUAGAAGGAGCACCCGACAUUGAGAAACUCCGACAAAUAAUUCUUGAUCGUCUGGUCUACAGAAAAGACGAAAAUGGGAAACGGAUUUACCCAAGACUUACCCAGCGAAUUUAUAAACGUUUAGGGUGUUUCUUUUGGAUGGAAGAUGAAAAAUUUAACGUGUUAAAACACGUAUUUACUUGGGAGGGUACUCUUCCAAAGUCCUUGGAAGAGCUAGAUGUUGCAAUUUCUGAAAUUUGCUCGACUUCUUUGCCCGACACUCUUUCCCCAUGGCAAUUCAUAAUUGUUCCGAUUGUAGAAGAAGAUUGUUUCGGACUUGUACUGCGUGUUCAUCACAGUGUUGCAGAUGGAGUCGCUUUGACAAGAGUUUUUGUAAAGAAUCUAUUCGAUGUGCCUCCAUUAACGCCGGAACCGAAGAAGUUCUCUUCAAGGCAGAGAUUUUAUAUGUGGUGUAAGGCUAUAAUUGUGGGUCCUUUUAUACUUUUGUUAAAGUUCUUUUCAAAAGCCGACUUCUCGAACAUUCACGGACAAGAACUGUGCGGCAAGAAAGUCGUAGCUUGGUCUAAGAAUGUUGACCUGUCAAUAGUGAAAAAAGUUAAAAAUACCGCCGGAACAACCGUCAAUGACGUCAUGGUUUCGUGUCUGGCCGGAGCUUUACACGAUUAUCUGAAAUACAAACAAAACUAUGACACUGCGGCGACACUCGAAGAUAUGUGGGCUUCAAUUCCCGUAGAUAUCCGCACCUCAUCGAAGUCCGUCGAACUGGAAAACAAGUUCGCGAUCGUGUUUUUACGGCUACCAGUCGCUGCCAAGAACGCUGUGGACAGGCUCCUAGAAACCAAGCAACGCAUGGAUAUUAUCAAAACAUCCGCUGAGCCGCUAGUGACUGCAGUCACUGUCCGGUUAAUGAUGUUGUUACCAGACUGUUUCUCCAGGCCUCUCAUAGACUUCUUUUCGCGAAAGGUGUCCUGUGUCCUCAGCAAUGUGCCUGGUCCUCAACAGGCCCUGUACCUCGGGGGCCAGAAAAUUGUGCAAAGUCUUUUUUGGGUGCCCCAAAGAGCGAAUAUUGGCGUGGGACUUUCGAUAUUUAGCUAUGGCGGGGGCAUUCGUGUUGGGGUUUUCUCGGAUGAGCGGGUCAUUCGAAACCCCAGGGAUGUGGUAAAAGGAUUUGAGACGAACUUCUUGCAAUUAGUAAAAGAGUUAAAAGUUGAUGAAGAUCAUUGA